Molecule: messenger RNA, 3909 nt
Organism: Salvelinus fontinalis (brook trout)
Lineage: Eukaryota; Metazoa; Chordata; Actinopteri; Salmoniformes; Salmonidae
Gene: dcp1b
Product: decapping mRNA 1B
Exons: 9
Coding region: 331-2652 (773 amino acids)
Biological process (GO): deadenylation-independent decapping of nuclear-transcribed mRNA; positive regulation of catalytic activity; deadenylation-dependent decapping of nuclear-transcribed mRNA
Cellular component (GO): P-body
Molecular function (GO): enzyme activator activity; mRNA binding
Source: RefSeq, a predicted model, not a curated record
AGUGAUUUUUAGGCCAGAGUUCCCGAGUUGGUAUGCCGAGUUGGAUGACCGUUCAAAUCGAUUUUUCCCAGUCCGAAAGUUUAUAUUUAUUUUCCGAGUUCCCAGUUGUUUUGAAGGCGGCAUAUCGCCCACGAAGCUCCGAUUUCAAACUCACAUUAGACAGCUCAGCAAGCGUUUUGUCAGAAUCGGUUUGUGACUCACACAUAAUGGAGGUUCCCAGAGCAACUAUCGCAAUUUACGGCCUAUAGCGAUGGAGUUUAGGAUGAAGUGUUUUCAAGCGGCAUCUUUCCUAAAACACCAGGCAGAGAGGAGGUGGAUAAAAGGCUCUGCAUGGUCAAUCCGACGUCUGCAGUGGCCAUACAACAUUUACUGUUAUGCGGCCUCUACAGAAGUCAAAGCAAACAUACAUUUUGCGCUUUGCGGAGCUGUUGUCAAGAGAAGACUGACGUGGAGGGGACCCUGUUUGUCUACACAAGGCUAGCAUCUCCCAGACAUGGCUUCACCAUAAUGAACAGGCUGAGUAUGGAGAACCUGACUGAACCCAUCACUAAAGACCUGGACUUCCAGCUGCAGGAUCCGUUCCUACUCUACAGGAAUGCUCGCUUAGCUAUCUAUGGCAUCUGGUUCUAUGAUAAGGCGGACUGCCAGCGCAUCGCAGAGCUUAUGAAGUAUCUAACGAAACAGGAACAGGUCCUAGCCCAGCGGGGUCAGCAGGGUCAGGGGGGCGUGGUGUCUCCUCGAGCCCUGGAGGCAGCAGGGAACCCUGGGAAGGGACAAGGAGUGGACAUCCUGCAGAUGCUGACCAAAGCUCGCAAUGACUAUGACAAGGGUGGUCAGCCAGAGCCUAAAGAGAUAGGAGGGUGUCGUGUCCUUACUGCCAACCCCAGCCUGAUCAAACCUAUCCCUGUCAAACCUAUGGAGAGAUAUCCCCAUCCUGGGUUACAGGAGAGGCCUGUUCAGGAUAGUCAAGGAGAGCCCAGGCCUCUCUCUCUGGCAACUCUGUUCGGUGUCCAGCAGCCCAGAGCCGAGCUGGUCUCUCCCAUGGCUGGGUCAGGGUCAAGAGGUCCAGGGUCCCAGCCCCAGGGAAAGCUUGGAGGUGUCCGCCCGGCGGUGGCCCGCUCCUUGUCCUACGACGACCCAGGCCAGGCCCAGCUCCAUCUCCAGGCCCAGGAAGGGGGUCUGAUCUCAGGUAGCAGCCCCCCGCAGCACUGCCCUGCCUUCCAGAAGCUCAUGAAGGAUGCCGCCUCUUCCUCCCAGCCUCGGAACCAGCUCCAGCGAGGGGGUCCUAUGGAGCAGCUCCAGCGAGGGGGUCCUAUGGAGCAGCUCCAGCGAGGGGGUCCUAUGGAGCAGCUCCAGCGAGGGGGUCCUAUGGAGCAGCUCCAGCGAGGGGGUCCUAUGGAGCAGCUCCAGCGAGGGGGUCCUAUGGAGCAGCUCCAGCGAGGGGGUCCUAUGGAGCAGCUCCAGCGAGGGGGUCCUAUGGAGCAGCUCCAGCGAGGGGGUCCUAUGGAGCAGCUCCAGCGAGGGGGUCCUAUGGAGCAGCUCCAGCGAGGGGGUCCUAUGGAGCAGCUCCAGCCCGUCUCCGAGUCAUCCGAGAAAAGACUGCAUGAGAACGGAGCCCCCUCUGUCCUCCACCAUCGGACCCAGGCCAGACAAGACCCCAUCCAGAGACUGUUCCAGAACCAGCCCACUUCCACCACCCCUUCAAUGACGACCUGUUGUGAUCGUCCUCCUCCUCUCCAGCAGCCUCCUCCUCUCCAGCAGCCUCCUCCUCUCCAGCAGCCUCCUCCUCUCAUCCCUGGUCUCCAGUCUGCCCAUCCUCAGCCUCUCCUGGUGGAUGUGUUGGGCUUCCCUGGUUCUCAACACGUCCACCUCCCCCCUCACCAGGCCCAGCCGUUGUACUUCAGCCCCACCAAGCCCCCCCAGAUGCUGGUCCCCGUGUUUCCCUCACACCCCUCCCAGUCUCAACCUCCCCACCAACCCCAGCCUGUUCAUCCUCAACCUCAGUCACAGUCCUGUCACCCUUUCCACCCCUUCCAGCAGCCCCAGCCCUUAUACCUCCAACCCCUGCCAGGUCACCUCCAGCCGGGGCAGCUAACUGGUGUCGUCUCCCCUCAUGAGCUGCUCCAGAGGCUGCAGCUGGUUCAACAGGAGCAGAGUCUGGUCCCAGAGCCCACUAGGCCUUCCUCUAACCUGGCUCCCCGCUUCCACGAGCCUGCCCCUCUAGCCCCCUCAGCCCCCCCAGCCAUGGGGCAGCACGGUCAGCAGGCGGCUCAUUCUACAGCCAGGUCUCUGGACAGUUUGGCUGACAAGACCUCUGCAGGCACCGCUGCUCAGAAGUUCCAGGUGAUCUCCCCCCAGCGUAUCCCAGCCACGGUGGCACCUACCCUGCUACUGUCCCCCAGUGUCUUCUCCCAGGCCAAGCGCCCCCAGGCCAAUGCCUCUGGGGUCACCCCUUGCCCCCCUGGCCCUCAUCCUCCCUCAGCCCUCCUGGCCCCACAGUCCCCUGACGACCCCCAACCCAGGGGCCUCUCUAAGAGCCAGCUCCAGGCCACCCUGCUGCACCUCAUACAGAACGACACUUCCUUCAUGGAUACCAUCUAUGAGUCCUACGCCCACCGCUUCUCCACGGAAGCCACCGCAAACCAGUUCUGAGGCCAGGGCCCUGUUUAAUGAGGCCAGGGCCCUGUUUAAUGAGGCCAGGGCCCUGUUUAAUGAGGCCAGGGCCCUGUUUAAUGAGGCCAGGGCCCUGUUUAAUGAGGCCAGGGCCCUGUUUAAUGAGGCCAGGGCCCUGUUUAAUGAGGCCAGGGCCCUGUUUAAUGAGGCCAGGGCCCUGUUUAAUGAGGCACCCAAUAGAAAAAUGUUUCAAAACACUUUGCAACGAGAAGUGGAAAUAAGCAUUUCUUCUGGGACAAGUCCAGGGAGCCCCUCUCCCUGUCUGUCUGUUUUCUUCCAUUAGGUGCCUAAUGAGUAAGUCCCUGGGGUCAUGCCCAAACCGGCACAAUCAUUUUAUAAUCUAAACCAUUUGCUGAUCUAGCUAAAUUAGUCUUCCUAAUGUGGGCACUGUGGAUGUCACCUGUGGAUUCAGAUUACAAGGACAUUAGAUUUGUGCCAUUUUUAAGAUGUUUUUAUCAUAAGAAUAAUGUAGUAAGAGCAAUCAAACAAUUGUAUAUGUUUUGGAAUGACUGUACUUGUUUUUAAAAGGUUCCUCUCUUAAACCAUUUUAGUUUCCAGGCAUUUGACAAUGUUUAAUUCACUUGAAGUUGGAUGAGUUUAUUUUGAACACUUUAUUAAGUGGAAAGUCCAGUUUUUUUUUUUUAAUAGACUAUUUCCAGCCUUAAGCUUGUGCUACCUCUCAGAAGUGACCCUCUGUUGAGGUAGAAGUUUCCCAAAGGAGGAAUUACACCGUACUGUAGAACCUGCCAUUUAUUUUCAUAAUGCGACUGGCUUUAUUUCCAGAUGUCUGAAACUCGAUGUACAUCGACACGGUUCAGAGUCUUCUGUGCUCACACAUGCUAGACUAGUUUGAUGGACGGUUUAUAUGUAUCAAGCAAAGGGUUUAAGAAACUAUUUUAUGUUACGAGAGAGAAAGAUAAUAGAGUAGUUUGUCUAUUUUUCUAUGCCGUUGUCAUACAAGGACAUUUUAAAAACACAAUGUUGCAAUGACCUGUACCACUGAAACAGGAAGUGUUUUAAUUUACACAAUCUGCCGUGUAUCAAGUAUUUUAAAACCUGUGCAAUCUGGAGUCCCAUCAUUUUGUUCUUUUGGUUUUGAAAACCACUUUUUAUUUUAUUUUUAUGAGUCAAACAUUGAGUGACCGCAAAGCCCACUACGUGACUUGUUUCUUGUGUAAUGAUUGAACAGUCUCUGGACCACAACUGAAUUGGAAAUAAAUGAAUGUCUUCUUCAAA